Molecule: messenger RNA, 1520 nt
Organism: Rhododendron vialii
Lineage: Eukaryota; Viridiplantae; Streptophyta; Magnoliopsida; Ericales; Ericaceae
Product: protein FIP1
Exons: 14
Coding region: 184-1251 (355 amino acids)
Cellular component (GO): lysosomal membrane; late endosome
Source: RefSeq, a predicted model, not a curated record
ACUUCUGGUUUGGAAACUAAUCGAAUCAGACUUGGGGCUCACUGCUCUUCCAAAACUUCAAAACCCUUCCCAAAUUCCGAUUGCACCGAUUCUCCAAUGGCUCUUGACCUACGGAUUCUCUCGAUCGAAGACUGUUAACUGCUUCGAAAAACUCAAACACCCUAGAAGAAGAAGAAGAAGAAGAUGGCAACAGAAAGACACGCCUCUACGCACGUCCCAUCUGCUGAAGAAAACGCCAUGUUCCUUGACAUACUGCACGAGUCUCCCCUAUUUGGUCAUCGGAAGCCUACAAGCAUUGUCGGAAGUGUUUUAUACAGUCUUUUAUUGGCAAGUUAUGCUAUCUUGGCGGCGGCGGCCCCAUGGAUCUUUCACUCUAUACAGUCGUUACUUUCACCAUUGCUUUGUAGUUGUGGUGUCAUUCUUUUGAUUGUCACAGGCAUCUUUCAGCAUUAUCUGGUGUACCAAGUCCAGAAAAUACGGCUGCAGGGUUACUAUGUUUUCAGCCAGAAGUUAAAGCAUAUUGUUCGCCUACCAUUUGCCGCCGCUGCUUAUGGAACUGCUGCAAUGCUGCUUGUCAUGGUGUGGAAGCCCCAUAUCAGUAUCCUUUCAAUCUCCGUCCUGCUCAGGAUUAUAAUGCUGAUUGAAGUAGUGUGUGCUGGGUUUUUCAUGAGUGCAUAUAUAGGUUACAUAUACCAGUACAACUCAUUGGAUUCUCAGCCUGAUGUUUUGAAGUCAUUAUAUUCUCCCCUUCAGCCAUCAAGUUCUUUGGAAGGCUUGAGGUAUCAUGAUGGUGGUCGGCUUGCUGAUCAGCAGAUGGCUUUGUUGCAAUAUCAACGAGAAAACCUUCACUUUCUGAGUGAGGAGAUCCUUCGAUUGCAAGAAUCCUUGAGCAAAUAUGAACGGUCAAAUGAUGGGAACACCCCUCAGGUUGAUCUUGCUCAUCUUUUAGCAGCUCGUGAUCAAGAAUUACGAACACUUUCAGCUGAGAUGAAUCAACUGCAAUCUGAGCUGAGGCUUGCUCGAUCUCUAAUUGCUGAGAGGGACUCUGAGAUCCAGUGUGUUCGGACUACCAAUAAUCAGUACGUAGAGGAGAAUGAGAGGCUGAGAGCUAUAUUAGGGGAAUGGAGUACCAGGGCAGCUAAGCUUGAGCGAGCGUUGGAGGCCGAACGGAUGUCAAAUUUGGAAUUACAAAAGAAGGUAUUAACAGUAGCGAGAAAUCAACCGUCUCAUGAAUCAGCAGAACCCUCUUGACAAGCGUAUUAACAGUGGUGAGAAAUCAACCGUCUCAUGAAUCAGCAGAACCCUCUUGACAAGCGUGGAGCAGGGACAAUCGCAAGUAUUGUAGAGAGAUGUUUACAUUUGUUCUCUGUAUCGAAUGUUGUCUUAACUUUUUCCUUCUUCCCAAAGAUGUCACGGUAACAAGAGUAGAUGGUAAGUGUACAAAUCAAUCAGAAUCCCUCCCUGAAUAACAUACGUUGCUACCAGAAUUACUGUCAAGUUGCACCCAAAUUUCACAGUUC